ACAGCGAUACACUGUCAGCAGCAGCAGCAGCAGCAGAAUGGCUCCUCAGCAGCUGCAGCUUGACGCCUCUGACAUCGACGGCUUAGCAAAACACCUCGUCGACACUUAUCUGCCUGACCUGCAGCAGGUGCGCUGCAGCUACGGAGAAUGAGCAGCUCUGUUUGAUGGUGCGCCUGCAAUGGCUGGUUUCUCUUUGUGUGAUUGUAUGUCGUGUGGUGUUGUAUGUAUGCAAUCCACUGCAAUGCAUCAAUGCAGCAGCUUGGUGACCGUCGGGUCCUCGUUGCUCUUGCUGGGGUGGCAGGUCAGUCAGGUCGGAAACACACACACGACCAACCAUGGGUGACAUCCCAUUUGCUGUGUGUGAUGAAUCAAUCCGCAUGCAGGCUCUGGCAAGUCGACGCUGGCCAAGAGGCUAGAGGAGCGCAUCAACGGUCUGCCGUCCCUCCCCUCCCCCAUUUGCAAGGCGGUCGGGAUGGAUGGGUACCAUUACACCCGUCAGCAGCUGGACGCUUUUGAGGAUCCUGUCAUGGCGCACAAGAGGCGGGGCGCACACUUCACCUUUGACGCUGAGGCAUUCGGGUGCGUUGCGGUCAUCAGAUGCAAUCAAUAUCAAUAUCAAUCUGCCUGCAGGGGUCACAUGUGCGUGCGGGCUGUGGGGUGUGUGUGUGUGUGUGUGUGUGCUUGUGUGUUUGACAGAUCUCUGCUGCAGAGACUGCGUGAGAGGCCUCCACGACGCACUCUCGCACCCUCGUUUGACCAUGCCGUCAAGGUAAGGUAGGCACGUGGGUGUUGUUGGCGACCUUCAUUCAUUCCCUGUGUGUGUGUUAUUUGAUUCGUUAAAACAGGAUCCCGUUGAGGAUGGUGUGGUGAUCGAAGAGCACCAUCGACUCGUCAUUGUGGAGGUAGGCUGCGUGAGGGAGAGAUGCAAAGAGGGCUGGCUGUGCACCUGUGGAUGUGAUGUCGUGUAGGGUCUGUAUGUGCUGCUCAAUCACCCGCCGUGGAGUCAGUCGGUGGUGCCCCAGUUCGACUGCCGAAUCUUCAUCAACUGCCCCAUGUCAGCCAGCGCAUCAAACAAAACAGAUGGCUUCAUCUGUGUGUGUGUGUGUCUUACGGCCACUUGCAGGGAUGUGGCUGAAGAGCGUGUGUGGCGAAGACACGUGGAGAGCGGUAUCUGCCGCGAUGAACAGGACGCGCGCAAGAGGUGCGUGUGUGUGUUGUGUAGGCCGGCAGUGAGACAGAAGCGAAGCAUGCCUGACGGUGUGUGGUGUGGUGUGGUGUGGAUGGGUGGGUGGGUGCAGGUGGCGAGAGUCAGAUUAUGUGAACGCAGAGUUCAUCCUGGCGCAUUUAGACCCUUCACAAGUUGAUGUCCUGCUUGAAUCAACGUACAGUCAGUGAUGUGAUUGAGUGGAUGCGAGAGCGUAGCGAGUGCAGGUGAGUGAGUGAGUUGUGCCGUCCAGUCUGACCGGUCCAGUCGAGUUAGUGGGCUGAUCGAUAUAUGACUUGACCAGCACUAGUGUACAUCCCAGGACACACAUACGGUGG
This is a messenger RNA of Vitrella brassicaformis, 1542 nucleotides long. NCBI's taxonomy places the organism in Eukaryota, Vitrellaceae. The record is from the annotation of a GenBank genome assembly.